Messenger RNA from Lymnaea stagnalis (great pond snail), 355 nucleotides. Lineage: Eukaryota; Metazoa; Mollusca; Gastropoda; Lymnaeidae. The record is from the annotation of a GenBank genome assembly.
CUUGGAAAUGCUAUCCUAGGAAAUGAUGAAUUUGAAAGUAAGGAUUCUCCAGAUUCUGUUACUAACAUGAUAUUAGUUAAGUGUAUUCAAAGAAAUGAUUUCCAUGUAACGGUGGUAGACACACCAGGAUUUAUGGGAACUCAACUUAAGGGAGAUGAAUCUAAAAUUCAAGCAUGUGAAGACAUGAAAAAGGCAAUGCAAGUAUGUCCAAGAAAUGGAAAACUCGCUGUAAUUUAUGUUAUAAAAUAUGGCGAUCGAUUCACUGAAGAAAACAAAAGUACUUUGUAUAUUCUGGAAAAUAUUUUUGGUAAAGAAAACAUUUGGAAGUCUUGCAUAAUUGUAAUGACAUUUGGAG